GAUUUAAUAAUUUCGGUUGUUUUUUACGGAAAUAAGCACUACUUUUCCCAAACGCCCCAGUGCUUCAAAAAACUUGAAAAAACUGGAUAAAAACAAGUAUUUUCGCUUAAAUUAUUAUGUAGACAAUAAUGUAAAAAGGUAAUAAUAUAAAUAAUGACAUGUUUUGAAGCAAUACCAUAGAUCACAGACAAGAGAGGCCAUAGAUCUUGUCUAUCCAUAGAUAAGAGCGCAAGACUUUACCUAUUCUAGGGCGUAGAUUAGUUUGCAUGUACCGCAUGUACUUAACCUCUUCACGUUAAACAAUUCAGACAGUAGUAAGUCGCUUCAAAAGUAAAUUAAAAUCCAUGAAAAUGUCUAAUGUAAAGUAUAUACUAGUAACUGGUGGUGUUAUUAGUGGUGUUGGUAAAGGUGUCAUUGCUAGCAGUUUUGGCACAAUUUUAAAAUGUUGCGGUAUUGAAGUAACUUCGAUUAAAAUUGACCCUUACAUUAAUUUAGAUGCGGGGACAUUUUCACCCUACGAACACGGUGAAGUAUAUGUUUUGGAUGAUGGUGGUGAAGUAGACUUAGAUUUAGGCAACUACGAGCGAUUUUUAAACAUUACACUUCACAAAGACAAUAAUAUAACAACAGGAAAAAUAUAUCAACAAGUAAUUGAUCGAGAGAGAAGGGGCGAUUAUUUAGGAAAAACUGUGCAAGUGGUUCCACAUAUAACAGAUGCUAUUCAAGAAUGGGUAGAACGAGUGGCCCAAGUGCCUGUUUCAGAAACUGGCAAAGUACCCCAAGUUUGCAUAGUAGAAUUAGGUGGAACAAUAGGUGAUAUAGAGAGUAUGGCUUUUGUAGAGGCUUUUCGACAGUUUCAAUUUAGAGCGAAACGUGAAAACUUUUGUUUGGCACAUGUCUCACUUGUACCACAGCCAAAAUCAACAGGGGAGCCAAAAACCAAACCAACUCAAGCUUCUGUAAGAGAACUUAGGGGUUUAGGGUUGUCUCCCGACUUUAUAGUUUGCCGGUCAGAAAAACCUAUUGGCCAUGAAGUAAAAGAAAAAAUUUCCAAUUUUUGUCAUGUUGCGCCUGCGCAGGUAAUAUGUAUUCCCGAUUUGAGCUCAAUUUAUAAAGUGCCAAUUGUAAUGGAAUCAAAUGGGGUCGUCGAGUUUUUAAAUGAGCGUCUCAAAUUGGGAAUGAACCUUAUGGUGCCUGCCCGAAAGUUCAUGAAACGAUGGGUGGAUUUAGCUAACCGAAUGGACCAUUUAAGAGACGGGGUGCGGAUAGCUCUCGUGGGCAAAUACACCAGGCUCGAAGACUCCUACACAUCUAUUACAAAAGCGCUACAACAUGCAGCAAAUGCUGUGGGUUUUCACGUGAAAGUUGUGUUCAUAGAGGCAACCAACUUGGAGGAGGGCAUGCUCAAAGACGAUCCUGUUGCUUAUCAUAAUGCCUGGUCUGAAUUGUGUCAAAGCGAAGGGGUGAUUAUACCAGGUGGUUUUGGUAAAAGGGGCAUCGAAGGAAAAAUCGAGGCAAAUAAAUGGUGUCGUGAAAACAACAAACCCUUAUUAGGAAUUUGUUUAGGAUUUCAAACGGCAGUAAUUGAAUAUGCAAGAAAUGUCUUGAAACUCGAAGAAGCUCACACGACUGAAUGCAAUCCAGAGACUUCUCAUCCUGUAAUAAUUGAUAUGCCUGAGCAUAACAGUGGAGACAAGGGAGGGACCAUGAGGCUUGGAAAAAGGACGACAGUAUUCACGGAGGCAUCAAGAAAUAGCAAAAUCCGUCGUUUAUAUGGUAAAAAAGAUAAAAUUGAAGAACGACAUCGACACAGAUACGAAGUUAAUCCAAAGUACGUGACGCCUAUAGAGAAAGAAUGCAUGAAAUUCGUAGCUGUGGAUGAAACUGCUGAAAGAAUGGAAAUAUUGGAGUUAGAACGACAUCCCUAUUAUAUAGCCACACAAUUUCAUCCAGAAUAUUUAUCCAGACCUAUGGCUCCUUCUCCUCCAUUUUUAGGGCUCAUAUUAGCAUCAAAAGAUAAACUGAAGUCAUAUUUGGCUAGGGGAUGUAAAUAUUCACCAAUGCAACAAUCAGAUUCAGAAGAUGAAGAAUGCUUAGAAAAAAAUGCAAAUAUCCCCGAGACAAACAUAGAAGAGUGGGAUAGUGGAGCAUGUAGCAGUUCUAGUAAUAUCUGACCACUUUUACAAGUACCAAACGGUGCUUUCAACAUUCUUAUUUAAUUCAAUGUCAUUUUCUGUACUCUCAAUUGUAAAAUUGGGGACCUCUUUGCCAUUGAAAUAGACAAAAUCGAUAUCUACAAGAUCAGGCUUAACAUAUAAGGAGAAAGUCCAAAAAUUUACCUUUCUAGAUUUCUAAUAUCAAGAAAAUGAUAAAGAACCAGUUCCUUAUUUUUAUAUGUACUCCUAAAUGUAAGUUUAAAAGUUAACGCUGAGCAUAACUACUACUUGGUUUUUAUUUAUAAUUAUAAUUUUUUUUCUAAUAAUUUCUUCUGAUAAUCUUGUCCUUUUGAUGUUUCACAUUAAAUAAAGAGAAAAAGUUA
This is a messenger RNA of Agrilus planipennis (emerald ash borer), 2539 nucleotides long. RefSeq names its product CTP synthase. The record is from RefSeq and is a predicted model, not a curated record. Gene Ontology annotation, cellular component: cytoplasm; cytoophidium. The transcript is spliced from 10 exons. Gene Ontology annotation, biological process: CTP biosynthetic process; pyrimidine nucleobase biosynthetic process. Bases 345 to 2174 code for a protein of 609 amino acids. Gene Ontology annotation, molecular function: CTP synthase activity; identical protein binding. Lineage: Eukaryota; Metazoa; Arthropoda; Insecta; Coleoptera; Buprestidae.